UUUGUGCAUUUGUUUACGAUUUUGAUUUUUGAUUUUUGGUUUUUGUUGACGGUUUGUUGCUGUUGUACGUAAACAACACUUGAAGCAGUAAACGAAUGGUUUGUGAUAUGUGCAAGUGGCAAAACAAGUAAAACCUCUGAAGCAGAGUUCAAAAGCCGAUAUGGAAAUUAUUGCGAGACUUGCAUUGCAGGCAAACAGACGCGUUUUCACGAUCGCAAUUGCAAAAAUGUCAAGCUGCGCGGACACAUCCAUUCAUUCGGCCACCAUAGCGGAAGUACACAAUGUGCCUUUAAGUGUGAUACAUCGCCCGAUACCACCUGUUUUGGAUGAAAAGAAAGUACAAUCUCUCAUCGAAGCAAUCAAGAAUGAAAAAAAUGAUGAUGAUGUGCCACCAAUCGACGUGCUUUGGUUGAAGGGCAGUGAAGGUGGCGAUUACUUUUACAGUUUUGGCGGUUGUCAUCGUUUUGAAGCAUACAAACGUCUGAAGCGUGAUACGAUCAAAGCGAAAUUGGUACAUUCCACAUUGACGGAUUUGUAUCAUUACAUGGGCUCCAGCACACCCAAGGAACUGAAAUAACUACAUUUACACAAAAAUUUCCUGUUUUUCACUGCGUUUGUGUUUUAAGAAGAAAAAAAACAAAAAAAUGAAUAAAUACUUAGCAAAUAAUUAUA
Molecule: messenger RNA, 672 nt
Organism: Teleopsis dalmanni
Lineage: Eukaryota; Metazoa; Arthropoda; Insecta; Diptera; Diopsidae
Product: putative sulfiredoxin
Exons: 3
Coding region: 161-577 (138 amino acids)
Biological process (GO): cellular response to oxidative stress
Cellular component (GO): cytoplasm
Molecular function (GO): sulfiredoxin activity
Source: RefSeq, a predicted model, not a curated record